GUCUGUGUUGUUGUUCCGCGGCGGCGGCGGCGGCGGUAAGAUGGCUGCCCACGGGGGCUCCGCGGCGUCGUCGGCGCUGAAGGGGUUAAUUCAGCAGUUCAUGGCCAUCACCGGUGCAAGUGAAAGUGUAGGAAAACACAUGCUUGAAGCUUGUAACAACAACCUGGAGAUGGCCGUCACUAUGUUUCUGGAUGGUGGAGGAAUUGCUGAGGAGCCCAGUACCAGUUCAGCAAGUGUCUCUGCAGUCAGACCACACACAGAAGAAGAAGUUCGUGCCCCAAUUCCUCAAAAGCAAGAAAUAUUGGUGGAGCCAGAACCUUUGUUUGGUGCCCCUAAAAGACGAAGGCCUGCACGUUCAAUAUUUGAUGGUUUCCGAGAUUUUCAAACUGAAACUAUUAGGCAAGAACAGGAAUUAAGAAAUGGAGGAGCAAUAGAUAAGAAACUCACCACCCUUGCAGAUCUGUUCCGGCCCCCAAUUGACUUGAUGCACAAAGGCAGCUUUGAAACAGCCAAAGAGUGUGGCCAGAUGCAGAAUAAGUGGCUGAUGAUAAACAUUCAAAAUGUACAAGACUUUGCAUGCCAGUGCCUCAACCGUGAUGUGUGGAGCAAUGAAGCUGUGAAGAAUAUUAUCCGGGAACAUUUCAUUUUCUGGCAGGUUUAUCAUGACAGUGAGGAAGGUCAGAGGUACAUACAGUUUUAUAAAUUAGGGGAUUUCCCCUAUGUUUCCAUCUUGGACCCACGGACAGGUCAGAAGCUAGUAGAGUGGCACCAAUUAGAUGUGUCUUCUUUCUUGGACCAAGUAACAGGGUUUCUGGGUGAACAUGGGCAACUGGAUGGACUUUCUAGCAGUCCCCCCAAAAAAUGUGCCCGAUCAGAGAGCCUCAUAGAUGCCAGUGAAGACAGCCAGCUGGAAGCCGCCAUCAGAGCCUCUCUGCAGGAGACACAUUUCGACUCAGCACAGGCAAAGCAGGAUAACCGCUCAGAUGAAGAAUCUGAAUCUGAACUUUUUUCUGGCAGUGAGGAAUUCAUAUCGGUUUGUGGCUCUGAUGAAGAAGAGGAGAUAGAGAAUCUUGCUAAGUCCAGAAAGUCUCCUCAUAAAGAUGUGGGGCAUAGAAAAGAGGAGAACAGAAGGCCACUGAUGGAGCCCCCAGCCAGAACUGAGCCUGGCACAGCCACAAACCAUCAAGGGUUGCCAGCCAUGGACCCUGAGCUCUUGGAGAUGUCACCCGAAAAGUCAGAUGGAAUAGUGGAGGGAAUAGAUGUCAAUGGACCAAAAGCACAGCUAAUGCUACGGUACCCAGAUGGAAAAAGGGAGCAGAUCACUCUUCCAGAGCAAGCUAAACUGCUGGCUUUGGUGAAGCACGUCCAAUCUAAAGGAUAUCCAAAUGAACGUUUUGAACUUCUUACCAAUUUCCCUCGGAGGAAGCUCUCUCAUCUGGACUAUGACAUUACCUUACAAGAGGCAGGCCUCUGUCCUCAAGAGACUGUCUUUGUACAGGAAAGAAAUUAACACCAUGACCUGACCUCUCUCAGCUUACCCCUUCUUCCCUUUUCCUGUGAGAUACCAUGUCCCUAAGUAUGCAUUUUGGCUCAUAGGACUAUAGAGCCAAAGCUGGACAAGCAAGUCACCUGCCUUUCCUUUAUUUCUUUCUGUCACCUGCAAUUAGUGUCUCUCCUGCUUCUGUUUCUCCUCUUUUCCUCUGUGAUUUUUUCUUUUUCUCACUUUUUUUCUUAUCACAUGUGACCAAAUGAAAGUGUAAAGAUAAGAAUAAGAUCUCUCCCAGUACUGGCAGCAGAAAUGUGUGUUAUAAUUGGUCUCUUUUGUGGCACCUUUUUGGUAUCUAGUGAUGUUAACCAUAGACUCCUAUGACAAAGAAUGGCUAGAAUCAGAAUUUAAAAACAACCCCAUUUUUGGUAGGUAAAAGAAAUUGUUCUUCAUAUAAGAUCUCUUAAUGAGAUAUCCAGGCUUUUGUUUAUGUGGGAGACGAUCCCCUUAUACUAUUGCUCAUCAUAUUUAAAAUUUCCCUCCAAGAUUCCCAUCUUCCAGUUACAAGAGUUAUUUCCAUGAUGUGUGUUAUUGGCAGAAUGAGUGCUUAGUGUAUUCUGUAGCCAGGGUGGCUUUCAGUGUCCUAGCCUGAGACAGUUUUCUUUAUUAUUGCUCUAUUAGUUAUAUUCCUCUUUCCAGUCCUGGGAUGAACCUUUAGUGAGCGUCUUGUGUCUGGGCUAGGUAGGAAGGUGCUUGCUGUUUUUGCCUGCACAGCCAAUUAAUUCCUUUGUCUUCAUUGUCUGAGUCUGUAGUAUUCUGUAGGAAGGCAGGUGUUCAAUAAUCAUGUAGUACAAUGGCUUAUAAUUGUAAACACUAUGGUUAUUGAUUGUCCUAUGUGCUUAAGGCAUACUUAGGUAUAUCCCGGGGUUGGGGGGGGGGGAGU
Messenger RNA from Microtus ochrogaster (prairie vole), 2429 nucleotides. It is a transcript of the gene Ubxn7, whose product is annotated as UBX domain protein 7. Gene Ontology annotation, biological process: proteasome-mediated ubiquitin-dependent protein catabolic process. The record is from RefSeq and is a predicted model, not a curated record. Lineage: Eukaryota; Metazoa; Chordata; Mammalia; Rodentia; Cricetidae. Gene Ontology annotation, molecular function: ubiquitin binding. Gene Ontology annotation, cellular component: nucleus.